AUGAAGUUCGCCACCCUUGCCCUUACCGCUGCCCGCCACCACGUGUUCCACCUUCCACCCCAUGCACCCCACCUGUCCAUGAACGCCCAGAGCAUUGCUGACCUUGCAGUCGCCGCCACCGCCUACGCUCAGGAGGCUACGACCCCUGUCGCCGGAACCGACGCUGCUGCCACCCCGACUGACGCCGCCGCUGGCACUGACGCUGCUGGAACCGACGCGGCCGGCACUGCUGUCGACACUGCUGUCGCUGGUGCCGACACGGCUGCCGCCGGUACUGGUGCAGACACCGCUGCUGGCUCUGCCGGCGCUGACACGGCCGCCGCUUCUGCCGCCGCUGACACCGCUGCUGGUAGUGCUGUGGGUACUGCCUCCGGUGCCGCCGGUGCUGGCAGCUCGUCCGUUGGCGCUGGCGCCGCUACUACCCCCGGCACCUCCGCCAAGGCCACCACUCCCACUGUCUCUGGAGCUGGAACUGCAGCCUCUACUCCAGGCGCCUCGGGAGCCGGGGCCUCGUCCGUCAAGCCUUCCACCGCCUCGGGAACUGCUGCCGCCAGCGAGUCCGCCAAGGCCGGCUCGGGCGCUGGCCGCAACGUUGUCGUCUCGGGCGCCGGCGUCGCUGCCGCUGUCAUGGCCGCUGUCUUUGCCAUCUAA
Messenger RNA from Apiotrichum porosum, 651 nucleotides. RefSeq lists its product as uncharacterized. The transcript is spliced from 3 exons. The record is from RefSeq and is a predicted model, not a curated record. The coding region runs from base 1 to 651 and encodes 216 amino acids. Lineage: Eukaryota; Fungi; Basidiomycota; Tremellomycetes; Trichosporonales; Trichosporonaceae.